This is a messenger RNA of Ictidomys tridecemlineatus (thirteen-lined ground squirrel), 5058 nucleotides long. It is a transcript of the gene Masp1, whose product is annotated as MBL associated serine protease 1. NCBI's taxonomy places the organism in Eukaryota, Metazoa, Chordata, Mammalia, Rodentia, Sciuridae. The record is from RefSeq and is a predicted model, not a curated record. Gene Ontology annotation, cellular component: extracellular region. Gene Ontology annotation, molecular function: serine-type endopeptidase activity; calcium ion binding. Gene Ontology annotation, biological process: complement activation, lectin pathway; proteolysis.
GGAGUACCUAUCUGAGCUCUGAGUUGUUUUCUCUCCAAUGCUGGAGUCCGCCACACAGGAUAAAGGAGGGGACUGGCAGAGCAGAUCUCUUAAGGAAGAAGACAGAGUGUGUAGAAGAGCAGUGAGAGCAAAGAGAGAGAGAGGAGAGAGGAAAAGCCAGAGGGAGAGAGGGGGAGAGGGGAUCCGUUGCAGGCAGGGGAAGGCGUGACCUGAAUGGAGAAUGCCAGCCAAUUCCAGAGACACACAGGGACCUCAGAACAAAGAUAAGACAUCGCUGACACCACACCGGGGGACGAUCUCACAGACUAGUCCGGCAGAGGGGACCCAGGCCAGGCAGUCAGGAGCAUGCAAAGCAGGAGAAUGAGGUGGCUCCUUCUCUGUCAUGCUCUGUGCUUCUCCCUGUUGAAGGCUUCGUCCCACACUGUGGAGCUGAAUGACAUGUUUGGCCAGAUCCAGUCACCUGGCUAUCCGGACUCCUAUCCCAGUGACUCAGAAGUGACUUGGAAUAUCACUGUCCCAGAGGGGUUUCGGAUCAAGCUUUACUUCAUGCACUUCAACUUGGAAUCUUCCUACCUUUGUGAAUAUGACUACGUGAAGGUAGAAACUGAAGACCAGGUGCUGGCAACCUUUUGUGGCAGGGAGACCACGGACACAGAGCAGACCCCUGGCCAAGAAGUGGUUCUCUCCCCUGGUUCCUUCAUGUCCGUCACUUUCAGGUCAGAUUUCUCCAACGAGGAGCGAUUCACAGGCUUUGAUGCCCACUACAUGGCUGUGGAUGUGGACGAGUGUAAGGAGAGGGAGGACGAGGAGCUGUCCUGUGACCACUACUGCCACAACUACAUUGGCGGCUACUACUGCUCCUGCCGCUUUGGCUACAUCCUCCACACGGACAACAGGACCUGCCGAGUGGAGUGCAGUGACAACCUCUUUACCCAGAGGACCGGCCUGAUCACCAGCCCUGACUACCCCAAUCCUUACCCCAAGAGCUCUGAAUGCCUCUACAACAUUGAGCUGGAGGAGGGUUUCAUGGUCAGCUUGCAAUUCGAGGACAUUUUUGACAUUGAGGACCAUCCUGAGGUGCCCUGCCCUUAUGACUACAUCAAGAUUAAAGCUGGUUCAAAAGUUUUGGGACCCUUCUGUGGAGAGAAAGCCCCAGAACCCAUCAGUACCCAGAGCCACAGUGUCCAGAUCCUGUUCCGCAGUGACAACUCGGGGGAGAACCGGGGCUGGAGGCUCUCGUACAGAGCUGCAGGAAACGAGUGCCCUGAGCUACAGCCUCCUGUCCAUGGGAAAAUUGAGCCCUUGCAAGCCACAUAUUCCUUCAAAGAUCAAGUGCUCGUCAGCUGUGACACAGGCUACAAAGUGCUGAAGGAUAAUGUGGAGAUGGACACAUUUCAGAUCGAGUGCCUGAAGGAUGGGACCUGGAGUAACGAGAUUCCCACCUGUAAAAUUGUAGACUGUGGAGCCCCAACUGAGCUGGAACAUGGACUGGUCACCUUCUUCACAAGGAACAACCUCACCACAUACAAAUCUGAGAUCAGAUACUCUUGUCAACAGCCCUAUUAUAAGAUGCUUCACAACAUCACAGGAAUGUAUACCUGCUCUGCCCAAGGGGUCUGGACAAAUGAAUUACUGGGAAGAAGCCUGCCCACCUGCCUUCCAGUGUGUGGUCUUCCCAAGUUCUCCCAGACGCUGAUGGCCAGGAUCUUCAAUGGACGCCCAGCCCAGAAGGGCACCGCUCCCUGGAUUGCCAUGCUGUCUCACCCAAAUGGGCAGCCCUUCUGUGGGGGCACCCUUGUAGGCUCCAACUGGAUUGUGACUGCUGCUCACUGCCUCCACCAAUACCUCGAUUCAGACGACUUGACCCUGGAUGACUCAUACUUGCUCAGCCCUUCUGACUUUAUGAUCAUUAUGGGCAAGCACUGGAGGCUCCGGUCUGAUGAAAACGAACAGCAUCUCGGUGUCAAACAUUUCAUCCUCCAUCCGCUGUAUCAACCCCACACAUUUGAGAACGAUGUGGCUCUGGUGGAGCUGCUGGAAAGCCCAAUACUGAAUGACUUUGUGAUGCCCAUAUGUCUGCCUGAGGAGCCCCCACAGGAAGGAACCAUGGUCAUCGUCAGCGGCUGGGGGAAGCAGUUCUUGCAGAGGUUCCCAGACACCUUGAUGGAGAUUGAAAUCCCCAUUGUUAACCACCAUACCUGCAAGGAGAACUAUGCUCAGCGGAAGAAGAUAGUAACCGAGGACAUGCUCUGUGCUGGGGAAAAGGAAGGAGGGAAGGAUGCCUGUGCGGGAGACUCUGGAGGCCCCAUGGUGACUCUGGAUAUGAAGAGAGGCCAAUGGUACCUGGUGGGCACGGUGUCCUGGGGUGAGGACUGUGGAAAGAAGGAUCUCUAUGGAGUGUAUUCGGACAUCUAUCACAACAAGGGCUGGAUCCAGAGGGUCACCGGGGUGAGAACUUGAGUUCAGCUUUCAGUCAUCACUGCCUUCUGCGGCCAGUCAGCAGCUAAAGAUAAUUAUCUCAUGCUCGCAGUCACUUCUCCCUGGUCCCUCAGCCUUCUCCCCUUCAUUCAGCCCACCUGUCAAAGAGCAAGUGCGGGAACAUGCUGUCUCCUUCCCCCUCUUUUUAAGAGGCAAAGUAGCAGAGUGGGCAGAACUCAAGGCCAAAUCCAGGUCCCCUUCACUUACAAGCGUCAGGAUGCCGGACAGCUGAUUUGGCCUCUGACUCUGCUUCUUCAUUCAUAACAUUGCAAGUGACACACCUUACCUACCUCAUAAAAGCCUGAUGAUGAUCAAAUUAAUUAACAUAUACAUAGUUCUUAACCAGUGCCUAGCCUAAACUAAGUGUCCCAUAGAUGUGACUUAGAUCAACUAUAGGCAAAUGAAGUCGCCUUGCAAAACCCCUGGCUGGGUCUCAGGCCUGAUUAGUGAUACACCUGUCCUCCCCCAUUGACCAUCUCCUCCAUUUGCCCUCUAUGUGCUUCUUUGCCACCUACAACUCUCCCAACCCCAACCCUCCCCCAUUAAGAAGUAAAACAAACAAGGGUCUUAGACCUGCGGCAUGCCCCACAGCAAGGUGGUUAUGCACUUGAGCUAGGUACCAAGUUGUGAGAGUGACAGAGAAGCAAUUGCCAGGAGAGAGACUGGGGAUUGGGUUCUGGGAAGUCAGAUAUCUGAUGCUAGAACCAGUUUUGUCCCCCUCCCAGCUCAUCCUGUGAUCCUAUGCAAGUCAUCUCAAAGGGCCCUUCCAGCUCUGACAAUCCAGGAUCCAAUGAAGUCCAAUUUUCCCUGAUGAGAUGAGUUAAAGCCAAAGUAACCCAAAGGCCAAAAUUUCAUUAACUUCAAAGAGCUUAGAUGGAGACAAAAUGCUGCUGCUGCUCCUGCAAUCUCCACCACUGCCCACCACACCCUGUUUCCCAAAGACAUAAACCAGGCAAAGUGCAGCCAAAAGAUCUUUCCAUAUUCCUAAGAAAAGCAACUGCUCUGGACCCUGGGCUCCUUGCCUUCCCUAGACCCAGGCUGCUGCGGGUGGGCAUUGGCAAGCUAGACCUCAGUCCCCUGAGCUCUCUGUGUCCACAGAUGGCCCCAGGCAGCCAUUCCCAAUUCCUCACCCCUGUGCCCCACUCUGAGCUCCCUUGCCUUGCAAGGUCAUGAAUGUUCUCAAUCAGUAGUCCUCCCUUAUCCAAGAACCACUUCCUCCUUGCUCAGGGAGCGUAUAGAGAAUUCCUCAACUCCAGAGCUCCAAGAUACAAGCUCUUCAGGGAUCAGAAGUCCCGAGCCUCUGUCUUCUGUUCUGCCAGAAUGUCUCUGGAUGAAAAAUUUGAGCUCUUGACCUGCACAGCAGCUGCUGUGGUCACUUUGGGUCUCUUGCUAAGUGAGGAAGUGAGCAAGUACUCGUAGGCAUUAAGCCCUCAGCUGAACACUCAGGGACAGCCAUGCAAAACCUGCCUCGACUUCUGUGUGCCCUGCUUUUUCUUCUGCAAAGGGAAGAGAAUAAGGGAGUCCAGCUUCAUCAGAUGCCAAUCAGACAAGCUGGAGUUCUGUGUAAAACACCGAAGAAGAAUUGUGACACCAAAUUUUGAAAUCACCCCAACAGUCAUCCCAAGACACUGUACCUUCCCAUGUCACAGCACUGCCUGGGAGUUCCACAGGCUUGAGGCUGUGCUGUCUGCUGCACCGGGUAGUGGGAUGAGAAGAGUAUGAGUCACGCCUUCCAGGAGCUCCUGCUGAGAGACGUGAUGCCUAGAUAAGUGACUGCAGUGUACAGGAAUAUACCCCACGAAGUGCUAAGUUUGAGAGAGGCACAGAGGUCAAAGAAAAGUCAUUCUGGUAUGGAGGUAUUGGGGAAGGAAAUGCCAGAAAAAUCUUCCAGGAGGAGAUGGUCUUGAGGAGGGUGGGCAUCUCAAUGGGUAAGACAGAGGGAAGCCUUCCAGAUGGUGAGAGAACAGGAGUAACUAUUCACUCAAGCUUCUCUAGGUUACCAAAGCUUCUCCCAUGAAAUGGCACAUCCUAGAGACCAGUGUCUGUGAGGAGAACCAAUAUCUAAAGGAGCCUUUAUUCUUAGAGUCAGAAUACUAAACAGGGCUUAGCCUGAGGAUUUAUGCACAGAUAUUGAUUUCUGAUCCAGUUUAUCCUCUUUAUUCUAAGUGCAACUUCAUUCUUAUUCAGAGACAAUGUGUAAACGGGCAGUGGAAUCUUGGCUUCCCCUUGAUCUAUAAGAAUCUAUUAAAUGUGCAACUCCUGCACUACUGCUAAGGUCCAACCAACCCAAAUACCUCACAGAGCCACAGCAGCAGAGAAUAGGGGUGUCAGGACCAUCUUAACUCUAUGACCUCAUACCUGAACCUUUCUAAUGAUGACAAACUCACUACCUCCAAACACAGCCCAUUCCAACUUUAAAAUAUGCUGCUCUUAAAAAAAGGUUUCUCUUGGGGUACAGGGGUGCAUGAUGUAAUCUCAGUGACUUGGGAGGCUGAGGCAGGAGGAUCACAAGUUCAAAGCUAGUCUUGGCAACUUAGCGAAGCCCUAAGAAACUUAACAAGAACCCGUCUCAAAAUAAAA